GAAGCUACAAUAUGGAGGUUGUCGAGGUUUGUUCAAAAAGGAAAGCCUCAUCAUGUACCAAAACGAUGGCAUGUCCAUGCAAGACAAAAUACAAAAGAUACGUGCAGCCACCACGUACAAAAUCCUUUGCACCAGAGCGAUUAUAUAAAAUACCGUCGGAACAAUUUGAAGACAGAACGACGUAUCACUUGUCUUAUCUGAAUGUCGAUCGCGCAGCGGCACGUUGUGCGCGACUGCAACCAAUUCGUCCCGUCCAAGCUUUUCAAAAAAGUACUGGCAAGUUUUUCGACGAAACAACAAAUAAAUUAUCUUACCAACCUGUAUGGCAGACCGUAAAAGCAGAGCCUAUCAUACCGAAACGUCGACUAUUGAGUACAGGCGUAAUGGAAACUGUAACGACGGUCCGUCACGAUUACGGGAUGAAACACGUGGAGAGACCAGAAAUGAUUAUACCCUGCGGAAAUAUUCGCACAAGUUCAGCUCCGUUGGAUGACACAACGAUGGCAAAAAUGUCUUACGUUUCUCCAGGACUUAUUGAACCUGUAAUCAGUUUCAAACCAAUAUUAAAGUAUCGUCCAUCGAGCCAGGCACUUUCAAAAGAGACGACGCAAAAGCUAAGCUACCAGCCCUUUGCCGUUGUUAAGAAAGAGUUCCAUCCUUGGACGCAGAGGCCAGUGUACAAGCCACCGGACGUUGCAAUGUGCGGCAAGACUACUUAUUCCGAAAGCUAUAUGGAGAACGAUACGGUUUCCAUGGAGAAGCCCUUCCUCCCCGUCACGGCAUGCGUACUUCCUUACGGCGCGGAAUUCGCGGAUAAAACCAUCUACAAGGAGAGCUAUCUACCGGGUGACACGGAGCGCAUGGAACCGGUUGUUCCCUGUGGCAAUCUCUUUAUCCCCGACGUAAAAAUGUCCGCCGAUACUACUAGCAAGUUGAGUUAUCAACCAGUCUGGACUGAGAAGCGAAAACCGUUUCUGCCACGCGUUAAGACCACGUUGGCAACCGCUAAAAUGCAAUCAGAAACGACGACUCGUUGCGAAUACGUAGCGAAAACGACGUUACGUCCGGACCUUAUCGUCCCCUCCGGCAACAUCCGCACAGUCGACGUACCGUUGGAGGGAGACACGACCACUGGAUUAUCUUACAUAAAACCCGACGUGAUAAAACCUGUUCACAGCUACAAGCCCGUUACGCAAUAUUAUAGGCCGGAAAUUAAGAUCGACUGCGAGACGAUAAAUAAAUUAUCGUAUCAAACGUGGACGCCGCAACCUAAAGAGGAACUUCCGUGGGCUCGAAGGAGCAAAUAUCAAGCCCCGGAACAUCCGAUGACCAGCGACACAGUUUAUCACAUGAGUUAUCCCGUGCCAGGUCAUUAUGUCGAGGACGAUUCGAGCGCGAAGUGUCCUUGCCCGAUCGAACAAACAGAAUAAGGAAUUUGUCUGCCCCGUACUCAAUAGUAGCAUUUUAAAUGCGAAUUUGGAUUGAAUAGUAUCUCUCUGCUGUGUAUCGAAGAUAAAUUAUAAUCUAUUAUACUUUGAUAUGACUUUAAACUCGCACCGACCAAUUUCCCUAUUUUUGGGAACAAAAAUCUUAUUACGAAUAAAAUUAUUUUAGAGUACAAAAAAAUCACAUUCUUUAAAUUUUUUAAUAUUAAUUUCGAGUCUAUUAAAUUUUUUAAAAUUUUUUAAAGUUAAUAACAUACUACUAAACAAAGUGCGUAAGCUUUUGUCAGUAAACAAAAAUAUGAGAACAAUUGCACUAACUAAAAUUAAUAAUUUGUAAUGCAAUUAUAGCAUAUGAUUAAUUAAUAAGGUAGAUAAAGUCAAGAAUUUUUUCUACAUUUUUUUACAGCUCAUUUCACAAGAUUUCGGAUACGGCAAGUACGUCGAGUAAAUCGUGUGAAUUCUAUUCUAAAUAUAGCUACACUAAUAAACAGACGGACUGCUGGAUAGUAGCUUAUCAAGUGAAAGAUUCUUAUUCGAUUUUUCCAUCUUGCCAUUUUACUCAUAUUAUAAUAAAUUUUGAUGAAAAAAAAAAAAA
Monomorium pharaonis (pharaoh ant) is the source of this 2040-nucleotide messenger RNA. Its product is annotated as stabilizer of axonemal microtubules 1. Gene Ontology annotation, biological process: microtubule anchoring. Gene Ontology annotation, molecular function: microtubule binding. Gene Ontology annotation, cellular component: axonemal microtubule; sperm flagellum; centriole. The coding region runs from base 12 to 1430 and encodes 472 amino acids. The record is from RefSeq and is a predicted model, not a curated record. Lineage: Eukaryota; Metazoa; Arthropoda; Insecta; Hymenoptera; Formicidae. The transcript is spliced from 6 exons.